UCCACGGGCUACGCUCGUGAAAAUCAUCUCUCUCCAUGCUCCGAACCGCUAAAAAGUGCUCUCUAUUUUUUCUUUUUCCUUCAGCAAAUAAUUUAUUUAUUUCUUUAUUUUCUCUCAACCGCCUAUAACUCCCCCUCCCCCACUAUCCAUCCCUUACCAGUCUCGAUCUCAUAGCCUUACCUUUCGAUUCGAUACCCUGUAAUAACAAGAAGAAGAACAAACCCUAACUUUACGUAUUCUUUUUCUUUCAAGGUUUAGUUGGAAAUGCCGAAAGGUAACAGGGCAAGGCGUAGGAUUGCUUCUCAACAAUGCAGGCAGGCACCUUAUUCAUUACCAGGUUAUAAUCAGCAUAUUGCCACAGACCCGUGCUCAAAGAAAUGCUCCAAAAUUUUGGACAAGAAAGACUGGGAAAAUGUAACUUGUUCUGUUUGCAUGGAGUGCCCACACAAUGCUGUCCUUCUACUCUGUUCAUCUCAUGAUAAAGGUUGCCGUCCCUAUAUGUGUGGAACUAGCUUCCGCUAUUCCAACUGCCUUGACCAGUACAAGAAAGCUUACACUAAAAGUAUCUCAUCCACCAGGGCUGCUGAUAAUCCGAUUUUGGUCUCAGAUUCCAGCUGGCCUGUUGAUAAGUGUGAAGCCACAGAGCUUGCUUGCCCUUUCUGUAGGGGGCAGGUGAAAGGGUGGACUGUGGUGGAACCUGCACGGGAAUAUCUGAAUGCCAAAAGGAGAAGCUGCAUGCAGGAUGACUGCUCAUUUGUUGGGACUUACAAGGAGUUAAGGAAACACAUGAGGGCAAAUCACCCCUCAGCACAACCACGUGCAGUUGAUCCCAUUCUUGAACAGAAAUGGCGAGGGCUCGAGGGGGAGUUUGAACAUGAUGAUGUAAUCAGCACGAUUCGGUCGACAAUGCCAGGCGCAAUGGUUUUCGGAGAUUAUGUAAUAGAGGGAAGUCAUAAUGGUUUUGAUACAGAUGAAGAUGGGGGUUUCGAUGCAGAUGCUGCAGAGAGGAAUGGAGGUUUUGAUAUGGGCUUCAAUCAGAAUCUGGUGAAUGUCUUCCUACUGUGGCAUGCAUUUGGGUCAACAGGUGAUGACCACAGUAGACGGCUGAUGCAUCGGCAUUCUGAAAGGACCGACCGUCAAAUGUCUGAUGAGAGUGCUGGUAUUGAUCACUCUUCUCCAGAUGGAGGGCUGGGUUUGUCUGACGAAUGAUGACAAUGGUGAUGAUGGUGGCAUGUCACUUGUUAGCCGACUUCGUUGACAUGGCAGAAUGCUUUUGGGGCAUUCAGGGAGGAGACAUUGGCGCAGAGAAGGGGGGAUUUGAGAGGAUGAAAGAAACAUAAAAGAAAUUAACUGAAAAUUGCACGUGUUUCUCUUUCUCUUUCUGUUUCCUGGUUUCUGAUUAGAUUGGCUGGGAAAAACUUAUAGCGGAAAGAAUAACCUUUGCUUUCUAUGUAUGUAAUCUUUUUAGAUGCCAUUCCUUUAAUUACCUUCAGUCCACCUACACGGUAGACUAUGAAUAUUCUUCUGUGGAACAA
Messenger RNA from Populus nigra (black poplar), 1535 nucleotides. RefSeq lists its product as uncharacterized. The transcript has 2 exons. The record is from RefSeq and is a predicted model, not a curated record. The coding region runs from base 265 to 1209 and encodes 314 amino acids. NCBI's taxonomy places the organism in Eukaryota, Viridiplantae, Streptophyta, Magnoliopsida, Malpighiales, Salicaceae.